Messenger RNA from Coccomyxa subellipsoidea C-169, 1047 nucleotides. RefSeq lists its product as hypothetical. The record is from RefSeq and is a predicted model, not a curated record. Gene Ontology annotation, molecular function: zinc ion binding. NCBI's taxonomy places the organism in Eukaryota, Viridiplantae, Chlorophyta, Trebouxiophyceae, Coccomyxaceae. The transcript is spliced from 3 exons. The coding region runs from base 88 to 597 and encodes 169 amino acids.
GCAGACUAGUUACAUAAAUAUAGAAGGGUAGGGAGUGCUUUUCCACUGGCAAGAUCGAUCUGUUGUACUUCUACUUUUGAUGGCAACAUGAUCGUGCUCUUCAUAAAGGCACGGCUGGAGAACGUGGCCAAGCUUUCCCUGCCUGAGGGGCACACCUACAACCUCACUGUCAAAGACAGCACAGGAGACGAUGUUAGGGAAGGAGUCACGGUGACAAGUUCUCACGAAGAGGAGCUGCCGGGCAGCAGGGGGUCAGCAAAUUUUGCACUGAAAUGGGUUAGGGACAGCAAGCAUAUGGCGUACCUCAACGUGAAGGAAAUCACAAAAGCGCUGAAAUGCAAAGGCAAGGAAAAGAUAUCCGGGUCCUACACAGCUGAUGAUGACGGCAAGUAUGUGGGGAUGGUGGGCUUUGAAUGCCGCGGCUUGGACGUGACUGGCUGGCAACCAGAGGAUGGCUUCAUCGUGGAGAGCACGAGCGGUGCGCGCUUUGAGGACGUGGACCUGUCAGAGAAGGAGUGGAUGGACUAUGAUGAGAAGCUCGGGGAGUCAGUCGGCAUCUAUGACCUGGAGUACAAACUUGAGGCCGUGAAGCUUUGAUAGGGCCUGUUUUUGCUUGUCCAGUCCCGAUGUAGACAAAGUAGCCAGUUCUUACUUAAAUGGCACUCAGACUGCUGGAGUCUUGACCCAUUUAUUUGGCAGGUCUAAGCUUUGCAUUAUCGACAGGGGAAGAAGCCCUUCACACAUGCUGUACUUGGUUCACUUCUCGGUCACUUGGCACACUAGAUUGCAAAGCGCUGGCACGGCACCGGUCCUGUGAGAUAUGCAGUCCAGUGGAUGAGGUUGAAGCUAGCUAGCUCAGCUUUUCAGGCUGUAUAUCAGAUUAUCUUCACAGUCAGAUUACAGCUUAGAGCCAGGCCUGUCAUCACUUGACACUGCUGUGCAUGACCUGUGAUAAUUUGCUCCACCUAGAGGAUCAUCCUAAUGUCUGGACCGGGUCCCUACAUAGGGUCCACUGGAUUUAAAGCAUGUAUUUAGCUCCGCGCAUGC